This is a messenger RNA of Rhodotorula graminis WP1, 1413 nucleotides long. RefSeq lists its product as uncharacterized. The transcript has 5 exons. Gene Ontology annotation, biological process: mRNA pseudouridine synthesis; rRNA pseudouridine synthesis; snRNA pseudouridine synthesis. Gene Ontology annotation, molecular function: pseudouridine synthase activity; RNA binding. The coding region runs from base 1 to 1413 and encodes 470 amino acids. Lineage: Eukaryota; Fungi; Basidiomycota; Microbotryomycetes; Sporidiobolales; Sporidiobolaceae. Gene Ontology annotation, cellular component: box H/ACA snoRNP complex. The record is from RefSeq and is a predicted model, not a curated record.
AUGUCUGCCGCCCAGGUCUCUGGCGACUUCGCCAUCAAGCCCGAGUCGACCCCUCCCGUCCUCAACACCAAGGACUGGCCGCUCCUCCUCAAGAACUACGACAAGCUCCUUGUCCGCAGCUCGCACUUUACGCCCAUCCCGGCCGGCGCCUCGCCCCUCAAGCGCGACCUCAAGAGCUACAUCAAGCUCGGCGUCAUCAACCUCGACAAGCCGUCCAACCCCUCGUCGCACGAGGUCGUCGCCUGGAUCCGCCGCAUCCUCCGCUGCGAGAAGACGGGCCACUCGGGCACGCUCGACCCAAAGGUCACGGGCUGCCUCACCGUCUGCAUCGACCGCGCCACCCGCCUCGUCAAGUCGCAGCAGGGCGCCGGCAAGGAGUACGUCUGCGUCCUGCGCCUCCACGGCGCCCUCCAGUCCGAGAAGCAGCUCGCGCGCGCCAUCGAGACCCUCACGGGCGCCCUCUUCCAGCGCCCGCCCCUCAUCUCGGCCGUCAAGCGCCAGCUGCGCAUCCGCACCAUCUACGACUGCAAGCUCGUCGAGUUCGACAACGACCGCCACCUCGGCGUCUUCUGGGUCUCGUGCGAGGCCGGCACCUACAUCCGCACCCUGUGCGUCCACCUCGGCCUCCUGCUCGGCGUCGGCGGCCACAUGCAGGAGCUGCGCCGCGUCCGCUCGGGCGCCAUGAGCGAGAGCGACGAGAUCGUCACCAUGCACGACGUCCUCGACGCCCAGUGGCUGUACGACAACACGCGCGACGAGUCGUACCUGCGCCGCGUCAUCCGCCCUCUCGAGUCGCUCCUCACGGGCUACAAGCGCAUCGUCGUCAAGGACUCGGCCGUCAACGCCAUCUGCUACGGCGCCAAGCUCAUGAUCCCGGGCCUGCUCCGGUACGACGCCGACAUUGAGCUCAACGAGGAGGUCGUCCUCAUGACGACCAAGGGCGAGGCCAUCGCGGUCGGCAUUGCCCAAAUGUCGACGGUCGAGCUUUCGACGUGCGACCACGGCGUCGUCGCCAAGGUCAAGCGCUGCAUCAUGGACCGCGACUUGUACCCACGCAAAUGGGGGAUGGGCCCAGUCGCCCAGAAAAAGAAGAAGAUGGUGGCUCGUUCUGAGCUCGACAAGCACGGCCGCGCCAACGACAACACGCCGGCGACGUGGAAGCAGGAGUACGUCGACUACUCGGUCCAGGGCGAGGGCGUUCCCGCCACGCAGCAGAUCCCGACCCAGCCGACGCCCGCCGCCGCACCCGCACCCGCACCUGCACCGGCCGCCACCGCCGACGAGCCGCCCAAGGCCGAGGACAAGAAGGACAAGAAGCGCGACCGCGACGGCGAGACCGAGGAGGAGAAGGCGGCGCGCAAGAAGGCCAAGAAGGAGAAGAAGGAGCGCAGGAAGAGCGAGGCCGAGGCCUGA